AUGGCCAACAACAAAAUGCCAGUGCUAACCGAUAAAGAGUUCGACAAGCCGAAGGGAGAUCGACUGGUUUCUUCAUUGCCAGUUCGAAGACAACCAAAUAUGAACGAUAAUAUCGAUGAUGGUAUGUUAGAAACAUGUUUUAUGUAAAAAAACUUGUUCAUGUUGGGGAAGGCCUUUUGAAUUCUGGACUGACUGUUCUUGGAGAAAGUCUAUAAUGCAAUUUCUUCUUUAAGCAGUGUGUUUUUAAUUUCUGUUUUUAGAAUUCUUCAAGCUGGAUGAGGAAGAAGAAGAACAACAGAGGAGGCCUGUAAAUUACUACACAGAUGACAUUGAUCUUGCUGAUAACGAUGGUACGUGCACUAAAGAAAUUAUUAUUUUGCCUUUAGAUGCAUUCCUUAGCCGAGUAGAAGAAGAGGAUAUCGAAGAAGACAUUCCACGCACAGAGAGUCUGAUCGCUUCCAGUGUUCCCAUUGAUAUCGUUCGUCCUAAUCAUAAAACCAUCGAUGGAAUUGAUGGAUUAGCUCCCCUGAGGAAAAUUGACAAUGAUUUGAAUGAGGAGAACAACCAAAAGCUCGAAGAGGUAAUUAUUUUUCAGCAAAUGGUUGAAUAAGUCUGAUAGAUUGUGGCUAAGUUAUUCUUCAUAGAUUCUGAGUGUUCGAGAGCAGACGAUCUUCAAGAAUAUGCAACGUCUCUCUUUCUCCGUACAACCAGAAGAUGGCCCUGAACGUUUAUGGGGGGAUCAUGCUGAUUGGGAAGACGAAAGAAGAAGGAGAAGAUGUUCUUUCUCUACGAAGAAUAACGAGACCGACGGUGGAUAUCAUAAACCUGCUGAUCAUUUCAAGUUUGCAACGACUGCCCCGUCUAAUGGUCCUUUGAUUCACACACCAAAAGAAGCAUUUAUACUGAGGCCUAGUCACAACACCAUGGUCAAGACGCCUGGAUCGGUUGGUAUAUUUCUUGCUCUUUUACAUCAACUUCUUUUAAUAGACUGAAGAUUGAAUUUUGUUUUAGAUCAAGAAGCCGGGAUUUAUGACCUCCCAACCCUUCGGUUCUCAACGUCCUUUGCCCCGUCGUGAGGUGGAUCCUGAAAUUCAUCGAAUCGAGCCAGUAGUGGAACAUCAGCUGUCUUCCGCCGACCGAAAUGACGCCGAAAGUCGCCAUCGGACGGACACUGUGGACGGAGUUCAGCGACAUCCAAAAAUGUAA
This is a messenger RNA of Bursaphelenchus xylophilus (pine wood nematode), 1206 nucleotides long. Lineage: Eukaryota; Metazoa; Nematoda; Chromadorea; Rhabditida; Aphelenchoididae. The record is from the annotation of a GenBank genome assembly.